AUAGCUUAAAUCCCCCAUCAAGUGAUUCUUUUGUUAACUUGUCUGGAUUAAAUUAAAACUCCCGUAUCAGCAGUGAGCGAGGCAUGCCGUUCUUGCCAGCUAAGCAUGAAUCAUGGCUGGUGUGCAUUGUUUUGGCAGGCCCCAGCCUCAAUUCCCCCCAUUGCGGAUAUAUAGUACCAUUUCCAGCAAUACACUGAAAACGCCAUUUGGGAAUUCAACUCAGCAUUGGCAUCAGAGAGCACUACCAAAUAACAUGUCUCAGUAUUCAGGAAAAAUUGUUUUCUACGAGGGCAAAUGCUUCACGGGCCGGAAGCUGGAGGUCUCUGGGCCCUGUGAGAACUUCCAGGAACGGGGCUUCACGAACAGAGUCCAUUCUGUCUGCGUCCGAACCGGAGCUUGGCUCUGCUUCAGUCAUGCCGAUUUCCGAGGUCAACAGUAUGUCCUGGAGCAUGGCGAGUACCCGGGAUUUUAUAGUUGGAAUGCGCAUAACGACCGGAUGGGAUCCUGCAAGCCAGUGGGAAUGCAUGGAGAACAUUAUCGAAUAGAAAUCUUUGAAGGGAGACACUUUUCUGGCCUCAGUCAGGAAUUCACUGAAGAUUGCUCUUUCUUGAGUAGACAAGGCUGGGACAAGAAAUGGAUCAAUGCCAUUAAAGUCUAUGGCGAUGGAGCGUGGGUGUUGUAUGAGGAACCCAACUAUCGUGGUCAGAUGUACUUGGUUGAGAGGGGGGACUACAGCAGCUGUAAUGAAUGGCAAGCGGCCAGUGCAAACAUCCAGUCCCUCAGAAGAGUCAUCAACCAUUUUUAACCAAGCGCCUGGUGAAAAUAAGGGUCUCGAGCUGUCCUAUCUGGUCUGUCGA
Messenger RNA from Pogona vitticeps (central bearded dragon), 857 nucleotides. RefSeq names its product crystallin gamma N (gene CRYGN). NCBI's taxonomy places the organism in Eukaryota, Metazoa, Chordata, Lepidosauria, Squamata, Agamidae. Gene Ontology annotation, molecular function: structural constituent of eye lens. Gene Ontology annotation, biological process: lens development in camera-type eye; visual perception. The record is from RefSeq and is a predicted model, not a curated record.